Molecule: messenger RNA, 837 nt
Organism: Amaranthus tricolor (Joseph's coat)
Lineage: Eukaryota; Viridiplantae; Streptophyta; Magnoliopsida; Caryophyllales; Amaranthaceae
Exons: 2
Coding region: 1-837 (278 amino acids)
Source: RefSeq, a predicted model, not a curated record
AUGGGAAUUGCUUUUAGAAAAGCAAGAAAGUAUCGGUUUGAUCGUCACCGUCCCCCAGCCUUUGAGGGUACUGCCGAUCCUGUAGUUCUCGAAGGUUGGUUGCAUGAGAUAGAAAAACUCUUUGACGCAACUGGCUGCCCGGAUGCUGAAAAGGUAGCUAUUGGCUCGUAUUACCUGAAGAAAGAGGCUGACAACUGGUGGGGUAUGGUCAAAGCUGAAUGUCUUGCUACCACUGGCUUUGGGUGGGAACAGUUCUCCACGAAGUUGAAGGAGAAAUUCUAUCCGGACGAGUUGAGGUGGCUGGAAAGAGAAGAGUUUCUCUCUCUGGAACAGGGUUUUAUGUCAGUGCAAGCAUAUACUAACAAGUUCACAGAGUUGUCUCGUUUUGCUGUUGUUUUGAUCCCUUCUAAAGCUGAGAAAGUGAGAUUGUAUGUGAGGAGGUUAGAUGCUCGGAUUAAGGUACCAGUGAUGUGUUCAGGUGCUGCUACUUUCCAGAGGGCUUAUGAAGUUGCCCUUAGUGCUUAUGCUGCAGUUAAGGAGGAAGAAGCUCCUAGGCGUGCUCUCAUAGUCAAGACGCCCCCUCCCUCAUUUAAUACUACAAACCCCUCCAAGAAGUCUAAGCUUAUUCCUGCAAAGAAGGAGAGUACCUCUAAUUCUAGACUGAAGAAGUGUUUUAAGUGCCAGAAAGAUUGGCACCCUGGCAAAAAGGUUUCGCUGUCAAGUGUUUCUAUUGCAAUGGUGAGGGUCACCGUUCGUACUCUUACCCUAAGAAUUCUGAUGCAGGUAAGACAAUUACUGGUGGUAAUGCCCCUCUCCGCAACAGGGUUUAUAAUAUGA